Manduca sexta (tobacco hornworm) is the source of this 2736-nucleotide messenger RNA. RefSeq names its product DNA repair protein RAD52 homolog. Lineage: Eukaryota; Metazoa; Arthropoda; Insecta; Lepidoptera; Sphingidae. The coding region runs from base 211 to 1362 and encodes 383 amino acids. The transcript has 4 exons. The record is from RefSeq and is a predicted model, not a curated record. Gene Ontology annotation, biological process: double-strand break repair via single-strand annealing; double-strand break repair via homologous recombination; mitotic recombination. Gene Ontology annotation, cellular component: nucleus.
UUAUUGGUCUCUGUUUACCACAUCCCUAAGAGCAAAUCGGAAGUUACGCGCAAAAUGUCAAUACAUAAUUUGUUACAAAUACUUUGUAAUUUAUUUCCAAAUAAAUACUUCUGAAAGCGAUUAUCAAAGCCGGUCUACAAUAAAUGUGCGACGUGUAAUAACAUAUUUUAAUGGCACAUCUUAUUUAGCCUCGCAAGUUAAUUUGUAACUAUGCAAAGAAAACCUAGCUAUCCCGUGCCGAACUGUAGCAUCAAGAUGCCAGAUUGUCUGCCACCGGACCUGAUGGUAGGCGAGGAUGACAAUGAGCAGCAGCAGCGUAGACAGCACCUUAUAAACUUUGGCCAUUCCCAGUGGGGGUUCAAUAACUGGAGCUGGUCUGUCACCAAACAGGAACUUGACUUUGUGGAUUUUGCAAAUGGCAAAUACUGUGCAGGCGUAGUUGCGUUUGUGUCCAUCAAACUCAAGAACUUGGACAUACACAGGGAGAACAUUGGGUAUGCCACCUCAACAGCCAAUACUAAAGGACUGGCCAUUUACAAGUCUAGAAAGUGUGCAGUGACAAAUGCAUUGCGUGAGACAUUGUUAAGUUUUGGCGGCAAAGUUGCCUCUGACCUCCUGGAGAUACUUGAGACCGCGCGUCCGGACGUGCCCAGCGUCAAUGGGCCAGGAGUCAGCGCCCCCCUCGUCAAUGCAUCUCUUGUCGGUGCGCCACUAGUCAGUGCAUCUCUCGCCAACUCGCCCCUGGGCAACCUGCCAGUCAACACCCCCAUUACCCUCGCCGACCAAACGGAGAACAACCAGAACAUCGCUAAUCGUCUCGAGCCGAAGACGUCGCCGGUGGCGUUGUGCCCGCGCAAGGAGGAGGUGCGUCCCGUGGCGGUGCCGCCGAUGGCGCGCGCCAUGCCCAUGCCGGCCGCGCUGCCGCCCGCGCCGGCGCCCGCCCGCGUGCCGCCCGCGCAUGCGCCGCACCCCGCCGCCGUGCCGCUGCGCCCCAACUCCAACGUAAGUUUCGUGCUGUCGCCGGUGGUGGGCGGACUGUACGCGCCGCGGCCGCCGGUGUUCCCCGAGUACUACGAGUGCGCGGGCCCGUGGCACUUCGCGUGCGAGCCCCCGUGCCCCCCGUGCCACCCGUACCCGCCGCGCGGCCCGGUGUUCCGCGGCCCCCCGGAGGAGCCUCCCGCCUGCGCGCCGCCGCCGGCUCGGGGUUGUUGGAUCAAGCCGACCAUUUUCUACGAUGGUUUUUGGACCGAACAGAAGGUUAAGAAGUGGGUCGCGGAACAAGUAGAAAAGCGGUUCCCGGGCGACUCUCCGAAGUCGUCGCCGAGCGGCGGGGCGCAACCGGACAUGCAUGGGCCAAAAUAAUAUGCGCGUGGCCUUACACCAAAUUCUUUAUAUUUAGGCGGACCGGGAAGUAAUAUGACCAACCUAUUGGAAGUUUUGAAUAUAGUAGAGCGUGAAUUUAACGGACGUAAAAACAAUAUUUUUUGCUAUCCAUUUGUUAGUUAAGUAUUUAAACGGCGCAUUUUACGUACCUAUUUAAGAACGAUAUUCAUUGAUAAUGCAGGCACUAAAGAGGCAGUGAUGGUAUACUGAUUCAUAAAAUAUUUUUCGGAGGCUACUGCGCAAAUCUAGGUAUUUAAAAUCUAUUUUGUGGUUGUGUCAUGACCUGCUCUAUCAACGAACAGCCCUUACAAAAUAAAUUUUAUUAAUAUUGUCCGAUUCCGGUCCGUUAGCACCGAUGGCCAGGUUUUCAAUCAAUCAUUAUAGAUAACUAAACAGCACCUAUGCUGGUCUCUGCUUUAUUCAGAUAAUGCCCUUAUCAAAUGUUUUUCUACGAAUUAAUAUACAAAACAUGCCGUGUUUUAUACAAAUUAAAAGAUAAUACGCACCCCUAGAUAUGAGCUGACUUGCACACAAAAGAAAUGAAAAAAAUCCUUAAUCAUAGCACAGAGAUAUAAGUGGAAAAAGUGUGCACCUCCCAACAUAGUUCAACUUAACUAUUGGUUGAACAAAUAUAACAUGUGAAACUCAACUUAGAUCUGUUCAGCCCAGCACCAUAUUGAUUAAUGAUUCUUCGUUCAUGGCUCUCAAAACACAGAUAGUGACCGCAGUUUAUUCAUUAUGCGUAACGAGAAACUUAUAGAUUUUCAUCUAUGGUAACCGCCAGGUUUAGGAUUAGCAAUAAUUAAAAAUUUACUUGCACACGUAUGUACUCUUUACUCACAUUCGUGUUACAAUAGGUUCGUAUUCGCUCACUGCCUAUUUUUAAAAGUUGUUUUAUCUAUUUCAUACUUUUUAGUGAUGAUAUUUUUAUUGAUAUAAACGUGGUAAUGAACGAAUGCUAAUCUUCGGAUAAUCUCAAAAGAAACUAUUUUAUAAAUGGAUUUUGUCGAUGUUAUAGUGUAAGUGGAAUUUUAAAUCUAGUUAUAGUCGAUGUUGACUAAGCAUUUCUGUCUGUUGUGUGGUGUGAUUUAUUUAACACUAUAAGGAGGAUGAAAAUAUCUCGUGGAUCUCAUUUUUAAUGCAGACGUGAGCAGGCAUGCUAUGCCCCAGCUUGUCAGUUUGUGACUAUCUAAUAUCUCCUUACAACAAACCAGAAGAGGACGCAGCUCUCAGAAUAUAUUAUGUAUUUUAUCAUAAUAGUAAAAAAUCUAAAACCACGAACAUAUUUUCGUAUUGCAUUUAGAGUUUAAAAUUCAGAUAUAUCAACGAGGGUUUUGCAAAAAAAUGUGUUAA